GCCGGAGCAGGGAAAAAACGAUUACGCUCCUCCGUAGUCGUAGUCGUCGUCGUCAGGGCGUGUGUGUGUGUGUAGGUGUGUGUAAGUGCGUGCGUGUGUGUGUGUGAGGGCCCUAUAUCAGCGCACGCUGUCAUGGGGACGCGCUCAGUGUACGUCGCGACGGUUCGCCGUGAUCACGUUGGGUGUUGUUGUUGUUAGGCCGACGACGACGCCGCAGCCGACACGGUUUCGAGUUUCGGAAAACUUUUCUCCUCUUUAUCUACCCUCGCUUGACGGUACACCGACGUCUCGGUCGUCGUCCGCCGUCGUCCGCCGUCUUCGUCGCACACGUCGGCAACAGACGUGAUAAUAAUAAUUAUUAUAUUAUAUUGUUAUAGUAUUGUGUUGUCAUUAAUACUGUUAUUGUUACCGUAUCGUUACGUGUACGCGACGGAAACGGCAUUUUGAGAACGAUCAUAUACCUACGUUUCCUCCUCCCAAUUUUCUCCGACCGAAUCUCUAUUGCCUAUAUUUUUACGGAGUGUCCGGACCGCAGCAACGGUGUUCGAUGCGCCGUCGGUCACCGUCACCGCGGUCGCGGUAACCGCACACGGCCGACGACCGACCACACGCCAUGUCAGCCGUGCUGCGGACGGCCACGGUGCUGGUGCUGCUGCAGUGCGCGGCCACCGGUUACGCCGUCGGACAGAGUACGGCCAUACGGCACGGCCGGUCACGGAACGCAAGGAACCUGCGGCCAAACGCGUCGCAGCCGCCGGUCAAGCCACAGCAGACGGGCGCGCAGUCCAGCAGCGAGCUGGACAACGACAUCGUCAACCGGCUGUUGCGGAUCGUCGAGUCGCAACAACAGUUGGGCGACAACUGCACCGCCGGCACGCACCUCAACCUCGGCGAGGGCGUCGUGGACCGGUACGCCCAGGAACGGUUCCGCGUGGAAGCCGACGUUGCCGUUAAUAGAGCCAACAUGUUGACGAGACUUUGGAAGUACGCCGGUCCCGAAGUCAUGGAUUCUGAAUAUCUGUUGCACGCCGGCGUUAUUUCCAUGGUAGAGUUUGAUGAUGACAUAUUCGCGGCGGGCAACUGUUAUGAUCAGCACCAAUACAAGCACUAUCAGCUGUUUUGCCCGUACGCGUACCGGCUGCCUAAGGGUGAGGGCAUAUUGGCCAAGGACUUGGCCGUCGAGUACAAGUACUUGACCAACGCAAGCGAAUGGUUUUUUAUCGCCCGGAAGACAGCUGAAUCGGUCAUACAACGCAACAAUCAGUAUAAACACGCAAUCAACACAUAUACUUGGAAUCAAACAAGUCAUACAAAAAGUUUUCCUGAUGAUAUUUUAGCAGUGUCGUAUGAAGACGGAAAAUGGAGCAAACCAUAUUAUGACUGUGGAGGCGGAAAUAUAUGGAUGCUCACAUACACUGUACCAUUCUUUGCUUUCAAAGACGCCAAGUAUUUUUUCAAGGGUACCAGUGGAAUCGAUAUCGACUUGAGGAGAGUGGAUAUUGAUCAAUGCAGCUUACCUGAAGGCAGUACAAAGCUGAAUAUUUUUGCCUCUUCUAAUAAAUGUAAAAUAGAAACGACCCAAUGUGUCUCGUUAGCUGGAUUUGGUUUUCGUCGUGGAAGUUACAAGUGUGUGUGCCGUAAAGGAUAUUUUUUUCCAAAUACCACAAGCACUGAAAAGUCGUUCAAUGGAGUCGUAGUAGAAGAAGAGUACGAAAAGCUCAUGUUGGGAAAACCUAAUACAUACAAUGUUGAAACCAACUUUCAAUGUAAAAAAUGUGCAGAGGGUUGUGAUGAUUGCGUUGAUUUUAGUCCAUGUAUCGCCACCUAUGACAUUAUACUUCGAAUCACAAUACUAUUAUUAACGCUUGUGGUGAUCGGGUUUUUACCAAUGGUGGCUGUAUUCACAUUCAAAUAUAGUGAUCUCAAGAUUGUAAAAGCCGCUAGUCCAGUGUUGUUACAGAUAAUAAUCUUGGGAGCUUUUUUUAUGUACACAACGAUCAUCGUCAUGUACCCAACACCAAAUUUAGUAACGUGUACUGCAAGAUUUUGGCUUAGAGAAAUUGGAUUUUCUCUCACUUAUGGCGCACUCAUGUUGAAAACUUGGAGAGUAUCUCAAGUGUUCAAAGUGAACUCAGCAAAGACCGUUCGCAUCACUGACAAGCAGCUAAUUAAACUUCUGCUUCUAAUGAUCGCAUUUGUCACAGUGAUACUGUUCAUCAGGACGAUGGUGUCUCCACCACACACGAUUGUCGGUCGCACAGCAGACAAUCUUAAGACAGAUAUUUGUCCCACAGAUUGGUGGGAUCACUCGUUUUCUAUUUUGGAAGUUUUAUUCUUAAUUUGGGGUAUUCGGUUGUGUGUAAUGGUUCGGAAAACGCCGUCUGCUUUCAAUGAAAGUCGGUUUAUUUCUAUAGCCAUAUAUAAUGAGUUUAUCAUGUCCGUAUUUCUCAAUGUUUCCAUGAUAUUUUUAAAAUACCCAGCUAAUCCAGAUUUACAAUACGUCAUAUUUUUUUGUCACGCUCAACUUACGGCAACCGUAUUACUGGGACUAUUAUUUGGCAGUAAGGCUUUGAUAAUAUACAAAGGUGAACACAAGGUGGAAGAAACGUCUUCUCAUAAAAUAACUACACAAAAGCUGAAGUUCAAUAGUAAACAAAAACAUUCUGAUCCAUCGUAUGAAAGUAUAAGUGACAACAAAGAAAUCACAGAACUCCAGGAAAUUCGAGUCUUAAGAACUACCAUAGAGAACCUUAUAGAAGAGUUUUUAAAGUGUGGACCGGCAUAUUCAGACUAUGUAUUAAGACUACAGGCUAUGUUGGAAGUAAUGAAAAACUCUAAACUGGGCGAAAGUGAAGAAUUACAGCAGAAAUUGGCUUUGAGCAAUGGCUGUGUAAUCAAAGUGGACAACAAUAAAGACGAAUCAUGUACAAAAAAACAUUAAGUUAUAUUUUAAAUGCAUUAAGAUGGUAAUUUUUAAAAUUAUACGAUUGCAGUUAAAUAGUGGCUCAAUAUACCGAAUACCUAGGGAUUUUCCGUCGUUUUUUCCUAUGUAAUAUUUUCGUUUGUGAUCUUAAGUUUUUAUUUUUUAUUUUAAAUUAUAUUCGAUUGCAUUGUUAAUUAUCUCGUAUUUUAAUACUUAAUAGAUUUUUGAUGUUUUGGUAAUGAUAAUUUACCAGAUAGCAGUGGCCAAAUAUUUGAAAAAUGCACAUCUUCAAAGGAUAGAAUGUAGUCACGAACAUAUUAUUUUAUAGUAUUGUUAUAUGCAGUCUGAUAAAUUUAACCGAUCCAGAAAAAAUAAUACUUAAAAUAUUAGAUUACCAUAUAGUCAUAUCACGCCACAUAAUAGAUACCUAUUGAUGAUUAGUUCUUUAUUCAAUACAAUAAAUUAUAAUAUAGUGAAAAUCGUUUUACAAGAGCAAUUAAUUCGAUAGUUAAAAUAUUCCUAAUAUUAUAGCGUUGUUUUGUUUUAUAUUAGAAAAAAUGUGUUAUUUUAUUUUAGAUUAUUAUUAAUGUAUAAAACAAAACUUGUUUCUUGUAUAUUGUUUUUAUAAUAAUAACUAUUUUUUCUGUUACUUAAUUUUUUACAAUUAGAAGUAUAUUUAUUCGAUUUACAAUAAUAUGAAAUAAAUAUUAUCUUUCCUUCUAAAAUAUAAAUCAUGUUAUAUUAUAUUAUACUAAUUUGUAGUCGAAAGACAUAAUUUAAUCGACAUUGACACUUAAUAUGUAAGAUAGAUAUUGAAUAUUAUUAUUUUAAUUUGUCCAUACAAAUUUGUAUAAUGUUUAAGUAAAAAUACACUGUAAUCGAUAUAAAUUAAAUCAUAUGAGUAGUACGAUUUAAUAAUAUAAGUAUCUUAAUAUUUACAAUAUAAAAAACAAUUUGCUGGUACUUCAUCAUUGACAUUAUAAUUAUAUCGACACCAAAUUCUUAAAAAAUAAAUGUGUUCCUUUCAAAAUACAAUGAAUGAAUAAAUUAUUAAUUAGUUUAUAAUUUCAUGAUAAGUAAAACGAUAUUACAAUAAUAGUGUAUGAACCAGUAGAGUUUUUUGUAAAAAUAAUUAUCGCAUUCGUGUAAUAAUAUGAGUGUAACUUUUAAUAUUAAUUAUUCAAUUAGUGUCGUUUACAAUUUUAAAUAAAAUGCCAUUUAUAUGAUUAGGUAAUUUAAAUACUACAUAAAUAUUAUAUAGUGUGUAGAUACCUAUUAUUAU
Messenger RNA from Aphis gossypii (cotton aphid), 4205 nucleotides. RefSeq names its product probable G-protein coupled receptor CG31760. The transcript is spliced from 14 exons. Gene Ontology annotation, biological process: G protein-coupled receptor signaling pathway. Gene Ontology annotation, cellular component: membrane. The coding region runs from base 614 to 2941 and encodes 775 amino acids. NCBI's taxonomy places the organism in Eukaryota, Metazoa, Arthropoda, Insecta, Hemiptera, Aphididae. Gene Ontology annotation, molecular function: G protein-coupled receptor activity. The record is from RefSeq and is a predicted model, not a curated record.